This is a messenger RNA of Dentiscutata erythropus, 444 nucleotides long. Lineage: Eukaryota; Fungi; Glomeromycota; Glomeromycetes; Diversisporales; Gigasporaceae. The record is from the annotation of a GenBank genome assembly.
AUGCUAAUUCAUUCAUUAAUCAUUUAUACUUUAAACAUCAUCUCCACCAUUCUUGUUUCUGGCAAAUUUAUACCUCAACAAAGAUAUUUACAAACUAGUGUUCUUGAUGAUGAUAAAUUUAGGUGGAUUACAUUUAAAGAAAGAGUUCAGCCAGCUCAAUUUAACAAUCAAAUUUAUAUCUUUGAUACUCUAAACUACGAGUGGGUAACAAAUACGAGUAGGACUUCAAAUAAUAUAACCAAUGCGACUUCUAAUCAAGAUCAAAGCAAUGAAAAAACGAAUAUGCCUUCAAAUCUACGCAUUUCUGUUGUUGGAAUAGUUUGCAUAGUAAUUGGCUUACUCAUUAUUUUUACGAUUGUUGGAGUUUUAAUUUAUAGAAAAUAUAAAAACUAUAUUAUGGAAGAAAAAAUGACUGAAUCAUUUCAUGAACUUCUUGCUACUUAA